CCGCCUCAGAGUGAGGGUCAGAGCCCAGGGAGAGAGUGUAACCAGCCGCCCGAGGGAGAGUGUAACACAGCCGCCUGAGCGUGAGGGUCAGAGCCCGGGGGAGGUCAUCAGACAACCUCGUCUCCUCUUCCACCUCGAACGGCCACCCUCCCCAACAAAAAAAGAAAACACCAUAUUUCAGCUGCAGAAAAACUUCUUCGAUAGCAUUGACUCUCUGGCUGAAAGAAAACUUAGCACGCGACUGCGGGGCGCCGCGACUUUGUUACAUGAAGCCUGCUUUUUGUCCUGACCGCUGCCAAAAAAAAGAAGCCCUAGCGUCCAAUGUGAUGUCCCGUGAGUGAACAAGAAGAGUGGGCUCGGUGGGAAUCGAUAGGGAGUUUAUUCUUUCUGGGAUAGAGAGUAGAGAGUUGAAGGCGUUCCAGAAGUUGAUGGAGAUGGGGAAAGAAGCGGGUGAGAGGCGCCAGCGGACUUUCUUCCUGGCCCUUGUGCUGAGCGUGUGGCUGGGACAAGGAGUGGCCGCUAUCACCGUCAAGUACCAAGUGUACGAGGAGCAGCCGGUCGGCACGGUGAUCGGGAGGCUGUCCGAGACCCUGGCGGCUGAGCUCAACCCGUCGUCUCAGCGGUUCCGGGUGAUGCAGCAGCGGGUGAAUGCGUCUCUGCUGUCGGUGCGGGAACGGGACGGUGAGGUGAGCGUGGCCGAGCGCCUGGACCGGGAGAGGCUGUGCAAGCCGAGCGCGGCGGCGUGCCGCAUCGCCUUCGACGUGAUCACCCUGCCCACCGAGCACCUGCAGCUCAUCCAGGUCGAGGUCGAGGUGCUGGACAUCAACGACCACUCGCCCCACUUCCCGCGCCCUGCUAUCCCGCUGGAGAUCUUCGAGAGCGCCUCGGUGGGGUCCCGCUUCCCGCUGGACAGCGCGGUGGACCCGGACCUGGGCGAGCACUCGCUCCACACCUACACGCUCAGCCCGAACCCUCACUUCGCCCUGGAGGUCCGCACCGGGGCCGACGGCGCCAAGUCCGCCGACCUGGUGGUGGUCCGGGAGUUGGACCGGGAGAGCCAGGCCAGCUACGAACUGAGGCUGGUCGCCAGCGACCACGGAGACCCUCCGAGAUCGGGCUCGUCCUUGCUCCGCAUCAGCGUGGCCGACUCGAACGACAACAGCCCGGUCUUCGAGCGCUCCUCCUACACCGUCCGCCUGGCCGAGGACUCGCCCCAAGGCUCGCUCCUCCUGGACCUGAACGCCACCGACCCGGACCAAGGCAGCAACGGGAGGGUGGUCUACUCGUUCGGCAGCCACGCGUCCCCCCGGGUGAUGGAGACCUUCCGCAUUGACCCGGACACCGGGCACUUGCUACUGCUCCGCCCGGUCGACUACGAGCUGAGCCAGACCUACGAGAUCGACGCCCAGGCUCAGGACUUGGGUCCCAACUCCAUCCCGGCCCACUGCAAGAUCCUCGUCCAGGUGCUGGACGUCAACGACAACCCGCCCGAGAUCGCCGUCAGCCUGGUCCCGCUGGGCAGCGACGUGGCCUCGGUGUCCGAGGCCGCUCCCCGCGACACCUUCGUGGCCGUGGUGCGGGUCGACGACAGAGACUCGGGCACCAACGGCCAGGUGACCUGCCGCCUCCAGGGCCACGCCGGUCACUUCAGGAUCCUGCAGACCAACGAGAAAAACUACAUGAUCCAGACCAACCAGACCCUGGACCGUGAGAAGAUCGCCCAGUACAGGCUGGAGGUGAUCGCCGAGGACCUGGGCACUCCGAGUUUUACCACCGUCCAGUACCUCACCGUCCAGGUCGCCGACGAUAACGACAAUGCCCCCCAGUUCCAGAAAAGUACGUACGAACUGUUCCUGCUGGAGAACAACUCUCCCGGGCUCUUCAUCACCUUGAUGACAGCCACCGACGCGGACUUUGCCGAGAACAGCCAGGUGACCUACACCAUUCUGGAGUCCUACAUCUCUGGCAGCUCCAUCACUACCUACCUGACCAUUGAUCCAUCUAUUGGAGCAAUCUAUGCACUGAGGACCUUCGAUCGUGAAGAGAUGAGCAGGAUUUCAUUUACGGUCCAGGCCAGGGAUGGAGGGACCCCUCAGCUUACUAACAACACCACUGUUGUCCUGACCAUUCUUGACCAGAACGAUAACUCGCCAGCCAUUCUUAAGCCCGUUUUGCGGAAUGGCACGGCAGAAGUCCCAAUCCCUACUGAUGCUGGGCCCAAUUAUUUAGUGACUACCAUAACAGUGGUUGACAAGGAUGCAGGCAUCAAUGCCGAGUUCACUUGUGGCAUCCUUGAGGGAAACCAACAUGGGCUUUUUACUUUGGAUCCAAGAACUUGUGACAUUUAUACCAAUGAGAGCUGGGUUUUGGGUGAGGAGAAAAGUUGGGACCUCAUGGUGGCUGUGCAAGACAAAGGAAUCCCAAGUCUGAGCACAGUGGCUGCCCUAAAAGUUGUGCUGGCUGAACUUGGAGAAGAAAUCCACCAUGAUGAGCAGAAUAGUUUAGAUGACUCUAUGAUCAUCAUCAUAUCACUGGGUGUAAUUUGUGCUGUUUUGCUUAUCAUCAUGGCAAUGUUUGCCACAAGAUGCAAUCGCGAAAAGAAGGACAACAGAUCUUACAACUGCCGAGUGGCAGAAUCCACCUAUCAGCACCACCCCAAGCGACCAUCCAGGCAGAUUCACAAAGGUGACAUCACUCUGGUGCACACGGCAACUGGCACUCUUCCCAUCAGAUCGCAGCAUAAGGCCACUCCUUCCUCUUCGCCAACUCUCUCAGGAAUAGAUCGGGGUCAGAUGUGCAGCAGACAAACCAAUCAUAGCCGCCAGUCUCUCAACAGCUUGGUGACUUUAUCCUCCAACCAUUUACCUGAAAACUUUUCAUUGGAGCUUACACAUACUUCUCCACCUGUUGAGCAAGUUUCUCAGCUGCUGAGCAUGCUACAUCAAGGCCAGUAUCAACCAAGACCAAACUUUCGAGGAAAUAAAUAUUCCAGAAGUUACAGAUAUGCUCUUCAAGAUAUGGACAAAUUCAGUCUGAAGGAUAGUGGUAGGGGUGACAGUGAAGCUGGAGAUAGUGACUAUGAUUUGGGCAGAGAUUCUCCCAUCGAUAGACUUCUAGGGGAAGGUUUCAGUGAUCUCUUUGUCACGGACAGUCAUCGAUUUCAUCCAGCAAUGAAGUUGUGCACAGAUGAAUGCAAAGUAUUGGGCCACUCUGAUCAAUGCUGGAUGCCACCUCUGUCUUCAGGUGUUUCUACUGAUUACCGGAGCAACAUGUUUAUUCCUGGUGAGGAUACGCAACAGCUUCAAGAAGAUGACUGUGACUCUUCCGAUUCCAAUGAGAAGAAAACAAGCUUUUUAACCUUUGGCAAAGAGUCCCAGAAUGAGGAGACUGAAGAUCUUGGGACUUCAUCCCUCCUGUCAGAAAUGAACAGUGUUUUCCAACGAUUGCUGCCUCCACAAAUGGACAUAUAUUCAGAAUGCAAUGAAGUUGGCAGUGUAAGUUCUUUGGAAAAUAAGAAAGGACAUUUGGCAUUGAAGCCAGCUCCCUAUCCACAAGGUGUGGCAGCUUGGGCAGCAAGCACGCACUUCCAGAACCCAGUGAACAAUGUUGGCGUAGCUCCAGUUAAUCAUAUAAAUCCACCAACCAUCUCUAAAUGGUUGCCAGCCAUGGAGGAAAUCCCAGAGAAUUAUGAAGAAGAUGAAUUUGAUAACGUUCUCAGCCAGCUUGCCCCUUGUAAGCGCGAGAGUAAACAUGAACUUAUUGAUGCCAGUGAACUUGUAGCAGAAAUUAACAAACUUUUACAAGAUGUCCGGCAGAGCUAAAUAAUGGUUGUGUACAUUUAUUUUCUCUUCCUUUUGUUUUGGAAACUGGAAGAUAGUCAUUGCCAACACUUUGCAUUUAUCAAGUAAAUGUGUCUAUGACUUUGAAUACAGUUAUAUUUUCACAUUAAGUAUACCAAUUUGUGUAAUUAUGUUUGUAUUUUAAAAAUACAUUUUGUAUUCUAUUUAUAUUUUUCAAAUAAAACUUAUUUUUAUAUUC
Rhincodon typus (whale shark) is the source of this 4038-nucleotide messenger RNA. Its product is annotated as protocadherin-18-like. The record is from RefSeq and is a predicted model, not a curated record. Lineage: Eukaryota; Metazoa; Chordata; Chondrichthyes; Orectolobiformes; Rhincodontidae. Gene Ontology annotation, cellular component: plasma membrane. Bases 429 to 3821 code for a protein of 1130 amino acids. Gene Ontology annotation, biological process: homophilic cell-cell adhesion. The transcript has 4 exons. Gene Ontology annotation, molecular function: calcium ion binding.